UGACAGCAUUUUUAAAAUGGAAGAUAACAUUGACACCAUUUUAUUCCACAAGUCAACAAAGUUUGUGUUCAGUGACAAGUAUAACUCCAAGUUGCCGUGGUGUGCAGCGGGUAUGACGGCUGCAGUGUAUGCAGUGUGGACUUUGUUUGUCUUACCAGGCUUCCGAAAAGUUCCCUGGAAACUAAAGGUUCCUUAUCUACCUUCUGGAAAAGCUCAGACAGCUAACGUGCUGAAACUUUUGCAAGGUCGGAAAGGCCUAUUGGUUGAUCUGGGAUCAGGAGAUGGAAGAUUGGUUCUUGCAGCUGCGUCUCUGGGAUUUCAAGGUACAGGCUAUGAGUUAAAUCCCUUCUUGACAAAUUGGGCCACAGCUAAGGCUUGGUGGAAAGGCAUCUCUCUAAAGACCAGGCCAGUUUCCUCAGGGAGGAUUUUUGGUUGGCUGACCUUUCAAAGUACAAUAAUGUGAUGGUGUUCCUGGCCCCAAAAGUGGUGCAAGAGCUGGAGAAGAAGUUAUCUGCUGAACUUCCUGAAGAUGCCCGAGUGAUUGUCUGCAGAUUCCCAUUGGAUUGGCAGCCAACAUGCACAGAAGGUGCUGGGUUAGAUCAAGUUUGGGCAUAUGAUAUGGUCAAUGUUAGGAAGAAUCCAGAUCACAAAUGA
Molecule: messenger RNA, 654 nt
Organism: Staurois parvus
Lineage: Eukaryota; Metazoa; Chordata; Amphibia; Anura; Ranidae
Source: the annotation of a GenBank genome assembly